Salvia splendens (bonfire salvia) is the source of this 1956-nucleotide messenger RNA. RefSeq names its product inositol polyphosphate multikinase beta. The transcript is spliced from 2 exons. Gene Ontology annotation, molecular function: inositol tetrakisphosphate kinase activity; inositol-1,4,5-trisphosphate 3-kinase activity. NCBI's taxonomy places the organism in Eukaryota, Viridiplantae, Streptophyta, Magnoliopsida, Lamiales, Lamiaceae. Gene Ontology annotation, biological process: inositol phosphate biosynthetic process. The record is from RefSeq and is a predicted model, not a curated record. The coding region runs from base 618 to 1535 and encodes 305 amino acids. Gene Ontology annotation, cellular component: cytoplasm; nucleus.
CUUGAAAGGCGAACUAUACUUUGCUCUGGUGGUUUUCCACUUCAUCAGCAAAUGCUUCUUCCACAAUAGAGGAAAAGUUGCGCACUGAAUCUUCUUACCAGUUAGAAACUUUUUUUCAGGAAAAGAAAGCACAUGGUAAUAGUGCUUUGUUGAUAGCUCAAUAUCAAUGGAAACUGGUGUAGCCAAUAAAAUACAGCAUAUGAGAUGAUUUUUGAAAAGUUAGCUCAUUUUGCUUUUGGAUUUCACACAUGAAUUGAUGGCUCAAAUGUUUGUGAAUACAUUGAAAUUGCAAACAUAAGAAAGUGAUAGCCUUUGCAAGGAAUGGCUUCCUUGAAGAACAGAUGCUUGUAUCUAGUUUGAUUUAAGCCAUAUGGGGUUUACUUUCUUCAUAUUCUCCCUGCUGGAAUAUUGGGAUAUUCAAAUCAAUCCCAUAGCCCAGUUCAUUUAGAUGAUUUUCAAGUCUUAUAGUGCUUUUUUUCACUUCUGAUGUAUGUCUGAGUGUGCGGGGACGUAUUUUCGAUAUCAUGGCCAUGAUUGUUAGACUAUUAUGUUGUAGGGGGGUUUGAUUUUUGAAUAAAAGAAAACAUUUCUGCAGAACAGUCUUUCUACGAAGAAGCAUGCUUAAGGUCCCAGAUCAUCAGGUUGCCGGACACAAAGCUGGCGAUGGACGGCUUGGACCACUUGUUGACGAUUCAGGGCGUUUCUACAAGCCUCUUCAGGGUGAUGAGCGUGGAGCUAAUGAGGUCUCUUUCUAUACAUCAUUCUCUUCAAACGCUAAAAUUCCUGAUCAUGUCACAAGGUUCUUCCCCAAGUUUGAUGGUACUCAACUCGUGGAAGCAUCUGAUGGAUCUGGUAUGCAACCUCAUCUCGUUUUACAAGAUCUUACAUUCAAUCGUGUAAAUCCGUCUAUAAUGGACAUCAAAAUUGGUUCAAGAACUUGGCCUCCACAUGCGCCAGAGGACUACGUCCAGAAGUGUUUAAAGAAAGAUAGGACAAGUUCAAGCCUUCCGUUGGGUUUCAGGGUAUCAGGUGCGCGAAUCUUUGGAAGCUUAAAAUUAGGAUACUGGGAGCCGAAGAACAAAUCUUCAAUUCAGAAACUUUCUGCUGAUGAAGUAAAGUUGCUUCUAAAAAACUUUGUUUCGUCGAACGCAUCGGAAGAGACACAAAUGAAACCAGAUUGCUUAUUCGCAUCAACUGUUUAUGGUGGCUCAACGGGUAUUUUAUCACAGUUACUUGAAUUAAAGGCAUGGUUUGAGGAUCAAACGAUCUACCAUUUCUAUUCUUGCUCAGUUCUUAUGAUGUUUGAAAAGGAGCUUGCAUCAUGUGGAAAGAGCCCCCGAGCAGAAAUCAAGCUUGUUGAUUUCGCCCACGUUCAUGAAGGCAAGGGUGUUAUUGAUCAUAACUUCCUAGGCGGGCUUUGCUCUUUCAUAAAAUUCAUCUCUGAGAUCCUUACCACUCCUGAAGACUGUGCUGCUGAUUCCUUAGUAGACGAUGCUCAGAGAAACCAUAUCUAUUCCGAUAACGGUUCAGUUUGAAUUUACUGAAUGAAUGGCUGAUGGCAAGGCUUCAGGCAAACUUAAAUCACGUUGCUUUUUCUUUUCGUGGAUAAUCACCAACUUUUGGAUUCUCGGUUGCGCUGGCCAAAUGCUGGUUGUCGUGAAUUCUUUUUCUAGUCGAGGUUCAUGAUACUUUUGCAGUUUUGCUCUUCAAUUUAUUUGAGAGUAGGUAUGAUUCAAUUAUUUUGAAGCACUACAGCGUUCGGGUUCUUAUAUCUUCUGCCUCUACAUCUAAUUUCAUAUCCUUAUGGUUUAUUCUCUGCAUAACCACAAUUAUUUACAUCUUCUAGAGGCUGUGGUGAUAUUAGGAGUACCAAACUUAAUUAGAUAUCAAAUGUUUUGAUGGUUUCUUGUUUGUCUAAUGAUUUCUGUGCUAAAUUUCUUGUUCCAACAUAUGCCA